This is a messenger RNA of Chenopodium quinoa (quinoa), 1588 nucleotides long. Its product is annotated as peroxisomal adenine nucleotide carrier 1-like. Gene Ontology annotation, cellular component: peroxisomal membrane. Lineage: Eukaryota; Viridiplantae; Streptophyta; Magnoliopsida; Caryophyllales; Amaranthaceae. The record is from RefSeq and is a predicted model, not a curated record. Gene Ontology annotation, molecular function: ATP transmembrane transporter activity; ADP transmembrane transporter activity. Bases 254 to 1207 code for a protein of 317 amino acids. Gene Ontology annotation, biological process: ATP transport; fatty acid beta-oxidation; ADP transport. The transcript has 5 exons.
AAGUUAAUGCGAAGAACAGGGUAGGUGGGUAUUAAACUCACAAUAUGUUCUAAAUUACUACUUGUACAAUAUUGAUGACAAUUUAUUUACUGUUCUUCACCGAACAAAAAUCAUUUAUCAAUUAUCAUACGAACCUCCCCAAUCUUCCAAUAAUUGGGUUUUUUGGGGUUAAUUCUUCUUCUUCUUCAAUCAUCGUAGAUUUCAAAUAAAUCUGGGUUAAAUUUUAUAGUUUGAGAUUGUUAUAAUUAUAUCAAUGGCUUUGGAUUUUGAAUCAUUAACAGAGGCGACUUCUGGAGCCAUUGGAGCUCUUGUUAGCACCACCGUCUUGUACCCUUUAGAUACUUGUAAAACUAAGUAUCAAGCUGAAGCUCGUUCUCAUCAUCAGCAAAGAUACAGGCACCUUUCUGAUGUAUUAUGGGAAGCUAUUCGUAAUGGUCAAGUUCUUUCAUUAUAUCAGGGUUUAGGGACAAAGAACUUCCAAUCUGUUAUACAACAGUUUAUUUAUUUUUAUGGGUACAGCUUUUUAAAGAGGCUUUACCUGAAGAAAAGUAAUUUCAAGUCUAUGGGCACAAAAGCAAAUUUGAUUGUUGCUGCUGCCGCUGGGGCUUUAACUGUCGUCAUUACACAGCCUUUGGAUACGGCAUCAUCCAAGAUGCAAACUAGCGAGUUUGGAAAGGCAAAAGGGUUCUGGAAGACCCUUACUGAAGGGAAUUGGAGUGGUGCUUUUGAUGGCCUUGGCAUCUCUCUCCUAUUGACUGCGAAUCCAUCUAUUCAGUACACUGUUUUUGACCAGCUCAAAAACAAACUCCUGAUAACCAAAAACAAAAAUUCUGACUCAUCCCCACACGCUCUCUCUGCUUCUACUGCCUUUUUGUUGGGGGCUCUCUCCAAGACUAUUGCCACCUGCUUGACUUAUCCGGCUAUUAGGUGUAAGGUUGUGAUUCAGGCAGCGGAGAUAGAGGAAGAAAAGCUUCCAUAUGCACAAAAGAAAGCCAGUAAAACUAUCUCAAGAAUAUUCUGUAACAUCUGGAAAAAUGAAGGAAUUCUUGGGUUUUACAAGGGUUUACAUGCCCAAAUUUUGAAGACUGUUUUGAGCUCUGCCCUGCUUCUGAUGAUUAAGGAGAAGAUCACAAAGACUACUUGGGUCAUGAUGCUUGCUCUGAAAAGAUACCUAUUGACAACUAAUGCGAAAUUGAAAAGUACUUGAGUUCUAUUGUGCAAUCAGUAAAAUUAUUUCGGGUGGAAUUAUUGUGUAUAUAACGAAGUCUUCUCUAGGCUGUGAGGCUUAGAAGGAUUUGUCAAUAAUGCAGAAGAGAUCAGUGGACGGCGAAUGCCCCCUCUACAGGUCCUAAACUCAAUACUAGCAGCAUGAUUUGUUUGUUUAUCCUUGUAAUAUUUAUGAAUGUGAUUCUUUGUAGCCCUAAGGUCAAAAUAUGUAGGAAUGAUUUGAAACUAUGUGACUAUUGCACUCUCCUUUUUGGCCCUAUGAAACAGCUUGUUAUUGCUUGCAGUUUGAACGUUUAUUUUAUGGAAAGUUUGAUCAAGUACAUUCACUGAUCCAGAUAUAAAAGUCCUGGAAUUUAUUUUA